Messenger RNA from Aspergillus calidoustus, 6928 nucleotides. NCBI's taxonomy places the organism in Eukaryota, Fungi, Ascomycota, Eurotiomycetes, Eurotiales, Aspergillaceae. The record is from the annotation of a GenBank genome assembly.
CAAGACUCCACAUUUUCCGCCCCGUAAACGCGGUCUUUAUCUCCGGUCGACGACGAGCAGGCCCUGCUUCCCCUCCGCACCUCACACAGCAAUGGCUACCCAACCAGCCCUCCCAGCCACGAUCAAGCGCCGCAAACAGACGACUCGUGUGAAGUCAGGGUGCCGCACCUGCAAGAUCCGCAGAGUCAAGUGCGAUGAGCAACGACCGUCAUGCGCCAAGUGUAUAUCCACGGGGAGAGCCUGUGACGGCUAUGGGAUCUGGAGCCCACCGGCAGGCGUACUGUCCCGGCCAAAGUCGCAGUCGUUGUCCGUAUUGUAUCCUCCUCAGACUGUGCCCGGUCUCGAUCAAGAAGAACGUGGCCACCUGCACCGCUUCCAGCAUCUUGUAGUUGGUAGGCUAGCCGAGCCUUUUGGCUCCUUUUUCUGGGACUCGUUGGUGCUCCAAAUGUCUCUGUCGGAGCCUGCCGUUGUCCAUGCCUCGAUCGCUCUCACGUCAGCGUACGAGCUGUUCUUGCCCAGUCAGGGGAUCAAGCCUCCGGGUCAUACAGCAUCCAAUGUUCCUUUUCUCCUGCGGCAGUACAACCAAGCAAUCCGAGCUUUGACCUCAAGCAUCAAGUCGGAAAACCCCACCUCACUCCGCAUUGCCGCUGUUUCGUCUGUCCUGUUCAUCUGCCUGGAGAUCCUGCGAGGCGAUCUGAAUGCCAUGCAGGCACAUUUCAGCUCCGGCGUGAAACUGCUGACUCAGUUGCAGAGUCGGCAGGAUCGAUCGCGAAUAACAAGCGAGAUGGUUCUCGUCAAAGAAGAUCCCCUGGCUUACGACGAUCAUCUAGUCACCGUGUUCACUCAACUAAACUUGCAAUUCCUCACGCUGGGCAACAGCUCCCAGCGUAAAGCGACGUUUGUGUCCUCCUUUUCCUAUAGCCGGCGUAUCCACAUUCUGCCUCUCUUCCAGACUGGUGAUGAGGCACGACGUUCAUUUACCUCCAUCGUUGUCGCCGUGAUCCACCUUUGCAAGGAAUUCGAGCAAACUGCGCACGUCAGUGGCAUCCAGGUCCCUGUACCAAGUGCGACCGAGCUGGAAAAACAGCAAGCCCUCCGAGUAGCCAUGUCAGAAUGGGUCGCAAGCUAUGAGCGCUCAGUCGUUUCUCUCUCCCUCACCAUAUCCCCUCAGCAACAGACUGGGCUCACGAUGCUCCGCAUCUAUGCUGACAUGUUCAUCAUCAUUAUCGGCACUUGUUUGACCAUCAAGGAGACUGCCUAUGAUGCCCAUCUAUCCGUGUUCAAGUCGCUCAUUGGACGUUAUGAUGAGUUCGCCACGCAGGGAUCAGCAUCUCAAUCCGCCUCGUGCAAACUAGAUCCCUCCUUCACCAUAGAUACGGGCUUUUUCCCACCACUCUACUUCACAGCUCUGAAAUGUCGCAGCCAUAAUGUUCGACGAAAGGCCCUCUCGUUACUCCAACAGUAUCCGACCAUGGAAGGUCCAUGGACGGGCCCUAUGGUAGCCAGAGUGGCAGGAUACGUCGUUGACCUGGAGGAAAAGAACUUUGCAAAAGCCCUGCGGUCGUCACGUACUGAGGCCUGCUUGUCCGACCUGACGCUCCAAGUCGAAGAUAAGGAUAAGUCGACGACUGCUCAAACCUUGCUGGCCACGCCUGACAUAGUACUUCCCGAGUUCUGCCGGUUGAUCAAGUGGGUGAGUAUGGACGCACGCCAUUGCACCUGGCGAGCAUGCAUGGGCAUGACAUCAUUGUCUCGACCUUACUGGAGAACGAAGCGCGUAUAGAGGAGUUGGAUUGUGGGUCCCGGACUCCCUUGCUACUUGCAUGUCUACAUCUACAGGGUGAAGUCAUGAAGGCUCUGUUCGACCAUUUCGCCUCGGCUACCGCGGUGGAUUCCGGGGAGAGAGGCUGCUUACAUCUUGUGAUUGAGGGCCACUACUCUGCGCCCGAAGGCUUUGAAGCACACCCGGAGUACCUUAAUUACCUCGUGGUGAGGGGCGCAGUCGUCGACCAACCGGACCGUCGUGGAUCGACGCCGUUGAUGGACGCAUGCCAAUCGCACAGCCGCGAGCUAAUUGAGACCCUUCUUGAUCUCGGCGCUGAUAUCAACAGCCAAGACCCUAUGAACAGGACGCCUCUUCAUUAUGCAUGCCUGAAGCCUGACAGUGGAUGCCUCGAUAUCCUUUUGAGCCGCGGCGCGGACGCCACCCUCGCCAUGACUGGGGGUUUCACCCCGCUCCAUGCAGCCUGCAGCUCGGGGGUGGUCGACGACGUUCGCACAUUGCUAAAAUACAAUGUCCCCGUGACGGCUCUGGAUGUUGAUGGCAACACACCACUCGUCACAGCCGCAGGUAAAGGGUUUGUGGACAUUAUGCUUGACAUAGUCAGAACGACCGAGUACUUCCCAGAGGAUCCCGCCGCGCAGAAGGCGUUUAUUGAGCCCCAAAAGCCAGCUGCGAAAGUCGUCGGGGCCUUUUCCAAGGGAUUUGAGAAGGACCGUUAUUCGUUCGACUCGGAUCUACAGCCUUUACUGCACUGGGCCGUAUCACAUGGGCGCUUUGAGCUGAUGCGACAGUGUUUCAAGUACAGACCCAACGCAGUCUUCUGGACAGUGGGAGGGGCCACAUGGCUUCAUGUGGCGGCUCAAUACGGACAUAGUGGGAUCAUCAAUAAUCUACUUGGCAAGGUUAAUCCCGCCAGGGAAGCGCGUGGGGGUCUCACUGCUCUGCACGUUGCAGCUACACACGGUCACCUCGAGACAGCCCAGGCGCUGCUCCAAAUCAUAGCAGGGCAGAGUCGAAGCCCAGACGAAGCCAGUUGCGCAAAGGCUACUGCAAUUAUUCACUGGGAUAACAAACGAGAAUCGCCCCUUACGCUGUCCAUCAGCCGAAAGCACAGGCGCCUGCAGGCGCUGUUCUUUACUGAGCUGCAAACCCUGGGCUCGGUGACUGGUGAUCCCAUCAAUGCGAUCAAAGCAAGCGAGCUCCUCGAAAUACUGGCCGAGUGGGAAAAGCCGGGUCGCGAAGUCGUCUUACAGUAUCUCCUCGAGCGCUGGCUACCCGCCCCGCCACAGACAGAUGUCAGACACUGGUCGGCUCUUCACUGGGCGGUUUAUGGAUCCACGGCCGUGGUGGUCUGGUGGCUUCUCUCAAAGGGCGGGUACCGAUCCGGUGAUGAAAUCAGGGAGUGCCGCAGAGAGCCCCUCGUCCGCACAGACGCAAUUGGAAUGAUUAUCCAGGACCUGCUGCGCAAUCCGCCGCCGCAGAUGUACGAGAUUGUGAAUCCCAUCGACGACAAACCGCCGUUUCCGCCGCGGCCGACAGACUGGAUGGAUCAACGGCUGUAUCUCCAUGGCUAUAUUAUGAAUGUCUACUUGCAUAAUGAAAACGCUGUCGUGCCAUAUGCAAGAGCUACUCUGCAUGGCAUAAUCUAUAGCCAGGGGCCAAACGCCCUGAUCAAAGGUGUGGAAAUGCUCGAGCAGAGGGACUUGAAUAUCUUGAAGAAGAAGCUGGGGAGUGUUUCGAGUGAUGAUCAGGGUCUUCCCAACAUUUGGAAUUUGUCUGAACCGCCGUCUGGCGCACUUGGGAGGCCCGUCGGCCAUCGCCUGCCUCGGUAUGACUACAGCGCGAUCAGCCCCGCGGAGAACCUGAAGCUUCGUUGGAUCCAUCUACCUGCGAAUGAGAUGCAGUUAAUCGAGGACCUGGUGACGAGACUGUCCCACGACUCGGGCCGCUCGGAGAUGGACCAUAGGAACCUCAUGAAGUUCUUCAGCAGAAGCUGGACUGAACUCGGGGCAGGUGCAAGGCAGCACUAUAUGAAGCCACUAUGUCUGCGCGCGGAGAUAGAAGAAGCCGGUAAAAAGAGAACUUGCACGGCUAUUUAUAUGCCCUAUCUGACACUGGGUGAAUAUGAUCCAAAGAACGCCGCAAGGCAACCCCCUUCUCGGCGCGAAGACAAUGGAGAUGAUGACUUGAUAGGCAGAAGAGACGCGAAGCACAUCGCUCAUGUCCCUCUGACGCUCGACCAAUACUACUACCCGGGUAUCUCCGACACAAGUUACCGCGACGAGAACCAGGUCUUUUCAAAAUACCUCAAGAAGCACCAGGAGAAACCGGUAUCAUCGACGAGCAGGACGCAUCUCGACGCGCGGUCAAAGAAGAAACAGAUAUUGAUGGUCGACCAGUUGUGGAUUUGGAUAAUAGACGACCAGUCAAUCAUCACCAGCACAUCCCACAGACCCGAGGACGCUUCAACCGCGUCGCCGCAAAGUUCGAGGGAUUCAUCGAUGAGCAGUCUGCUGCACCGCGUUCUCAACGACAUCGCCUAUGGCGAGGGCCGAGGCCGCUUCGAACGACCUACAUCAGUGGAUGCAGUCAUGCAGUUGAUUCUUGGGGCCGCUGCCGGGUUCUUCAUAGAAAAAUGCGUGCAACUGGCAGAUGGCACUUCCAAGGGACCCCUGGAGGUUUUCCGCGAAUCUAUCCGAGAAGUGGCCAAUCGAGAAACUGUACUCUUCCAGAAUUUUCUCGGCGGCCUACGUGAUGAGAUCAAAAACCGCAAGGCGCGCGCCGAGCGCAUCUCGUCAGGGACUGGCCGCCCCUCGAUCAGAGAGCUGCCCAACAACCCGCAUCAUAUCAUUUCCGAGGAAACCGAGCUCCUUGACCAGAUCCGGGACAUCAACGAUGAACUGCACAUGCUGCGAGCAUUAGCCGAGGAUCAGGAGAUUGUCUGGAACCAAGCCUUUGCUGGCAUUGAGACGCAAGGCCGGUUCACCUGCACCCCUGCUGAGAUAGCCAGAGAUCUCGAUGGCAUGAUCGUGGAGACAGAGAUGACUCGCAGUUCCAUCGACACGCUUCUCGAUUUGCGCCAGAAACAGGCGAGCCUCGCGGAGACUGAGGCUGGCCGACUACAGGCGAAUGACACAGCGCGACAGUCGAACAACAUCUACGUCUUUACCCUCGUGACCAUCUUCUUCCUCCCUCUGUCCUGGCUGACAUCUCUGUUUGCGCUCAAUGUUACCGCCUUCCCACACAACGACGGAACGAUCGAGUACCAGGCUCAUUGGCUGUUCCCAAUUCUCUUUACCGUGACAGGCGUGUUCUUCGCUAUAGCCAUCUUCGCCCCGUUGAGGGUGGAGGCGUUCCAGGACUGGAUGUACAAUCGCCAUGGAGGUGGGGGUGAGAGUGCUAGGAGGUGCACGCCACCGCCACCGCUCCUACCUGCAAACGCGAGUGCUCGUAAUAGCUUCACCUCAUAUACCACUGACUGGGACGGGUCGAGCUCGUAUCUCGGUCGCGACGUUUACGAUGAACGGGUAAGGACUGGGAUGAGGGCUCGUCCGCAGAGAUACCGGCGGAGACAUGCUCGAAGAUCUCCAUCAAAUGUCUAGGGGGGCGGGACUUGGUAACACGUAUCGUGAAACUUGUCGAGGGCCAGUCUUCCGGGUUCAUGAAUAACAACAUCAGGAACGACCAGUCUGCCAUCUCCUGCUUGGUUCCUCGUACGUGCGAUAUCAUUCCCCGAUUCAAUUCCGCACCCACUCCCAGCCUGUGUCAAGCACCGAGGUGUGGGGCCAAUCCAGCGACACAUUUGGAGCUCUCGAGGAUUAUAAGUGCUAAGUUGGGGCGACUCAUGGGUAUCCUCAGGUAUCAUGUGUCUGCAGUUGGGUCCGACAUAAUCACAUUACGUCGCCCCUGGCUUUCAGGCGCUCUCCCAGGUGAUUUCAGGAAGUUGCUUCGAUGACGGUACGCACCCUAGUUGAUCAACGACAAUCCACUUAAUUCUAUGCUCUCUAAGCCUUGCAUGACCGAUUCGGCGUGUAACUACAGCAAAACAUGUCUAGCCUAUUCACAUUCCAGUAUUUAUCACGGAUACAGCAUCGUCCCGGCCGCCACAGGCUUCAGGAUCCCUUGAGCCUCCAUCUCACGCACCAUGGACGCGACCAUCAAGUCACAUCCGCGCGCUGCCACAACGCUCAUAGUGACUGGCAAGUACUCGGUCUUUCCGGACUUUGUGCUGUUAUACGGGAUCUCGCCGACUACUCCGCAUUAGCAAGCCAGCACGGUCAGGAUACGGCAUGCGGUAUGUACUCACUGGGAACAACCAGGUCAGGGAGACCGGCGAAGACCGCGAUGUUGCUGUCAGACAUGCCCCAGUAUGGAGGGCUUGGAGGUCUAAAUACGUGGUUAGCGAUAGUCAAUAACCGGACGAGAUGACUUACCCAACAUAUUCAUCUCGGUAGUCGGGCGCCCCGAUACUAUUUGGGUAGAUGUAGAUCCCGUCAGAGCAGCUGUCAUUGUUAUGCGCCCCAAACCCUGCCGCUCCACUCCACCAGUUCUUGAAAAUCGUCUUGUUCGCCCAGGCUUCAUCCCAUCCGGCCUGGCCCCUUUCACGCCCGAUGUUCCACCGGAGCAGAGGACCAGGGUUGAUAUACGGAGUGCGGCCGUCGUACUUGGCGGCGUAGUCGCUGAAUAAGGGGACGCCCAAGUGCAGCCAUUGAUACACAGAGACUAGUGUUCCAUAUGUCUAUCCUCGGUUAGAAUGGACAAGUCACAGCAGUCGGAUGCGGGGAACGCACAUAAUGAAGCAUAUCCUGAAGCGUGUUUGGCGCACCAGCUGGUUUCGUCGAGUUCCAGGUCGCAUCUACAUCAACAUGUGUCCGGUUCGUACCUAAAAACCUCUCAAAUUUCGACACAAACUGUUCAAUGACCCUGCGAGCAUCCGAACUAGCCACAGCAUCCUCGCCAAAGGAAGCGCUCGGGUAGAAGAUCUUAUCAGGGUAUGAUGGAUAGUCGGCACCAAAGUCCUGAUACCACACACUCACGACGCGAGACCACGUCUCGGCAGACCGUGCAAAGACACCAGUGGUGUCGAGGCCAUCGCACAGAGGAAUUACCUCGUCGAGAUCUACAGCGCCAGUACUGGGUCUAUUC